CUUGACGGUGUUUUUGCAUUUUACUACGAUGGAACUGAAAUAAAAAUCAGACAUGACUGGGUUAAGGAGUUAAUUGAGAAGAACACAACGGAGUGGCAAAUGGUUCUCCGAGAGUGUCGGGCAUACAAAUAUACACUGAAAAAAGACACCAAGGAUUUUAAUCAACACUCAAUCAAACCAGGAGGUAAUGUGAUCAUUCAGGAUAUUCAGAGCUGUGACUGGGAUGAUGAAACUGAUAAUGUUACUGGUCAUAUAAAGUACGGUGCUAAUGGAGAAGACUUCAUUACAUAUGAUAUGAACACAAUGACUUGGAUUGCAAUAAAUGCGAAUGCUGAAGCCAUUACGAAGGAAUGGGAUGGAAAUAAUAAGCGUAAUGAAGUUUGGAAGGACAUCCUCGAAAAAGAAUGCCCAAUGCAUUUAAAAUUGUUUGCAAUAUACGGAAAAGCAUACCUGAGCAGAAAAGUUCUUCCCUCAGUGUUUCUGCUCCAGAAGACUCCCUCCUCCCCAGUAACUUGUCAUUCAACGGGUUUCUUCCCUGAAAAAGCCAAUCUUUUCUGGAGGAAAGAUGGAGAGAAGAUUCGUGAAGGGGUAGAACAUGGAGGCAUUCUUCCCAAUCAUGAUGGAUCCUUCCAGAUGAGUGUCGAGCUGAAAGUGAUCUCAAUCCCACCAGAAGACUGGGGGAGAUACGAGUGUGUGUUUGAGCUCUCUGGUGUGCAGAAUUAUGUUGUAACCAAACUGGACCAAGACACAAUCAGAAGCAACAAUGCAAAAAGUUCAUUAACCACAACCGCCAUUGCUGUUAUUGCUACGAUGGGAUGUUUUAUCGUCAUCAUCAUUGUUGCCUUGGGAUCCAUCUCUUUCAAAAAGAUACAUUUGGCACACCGUACAGAGAGAUCUUCUGCAACAUACACUGUUUCGGUCACCGGCUCGGACGCCAGCUCUCUCUGA
Messenger RNA from Fundulus heteroclitus (mummichog), 948 nucleotides. Its product is annotated as major histocompatibility complex class I-related gene protein-like. The coding region runs from base 100 to 948 and encodes 282 amino acids. The transcript has 6 exons. The record is from RefSeq and is a predicted model, not a curated record. Gene Ontology annotation, biological process: immune response. Gene Ontology annotation, cellular component: external side of plasma membrane. Lineage: Eukaryota; Metazoa; Chordata; Actinopteri; Cyprinodontiformes; Fundulidae.